UGCGGCGAGGCUGGCGGCUCGAACUACAACUCCCAGCGCGGCCGGGCAGGACGGAGCUCCGCCGCGCCCCCUCUUCCUCCUCCCGCCGCCUCCUCGGGCGAGCGGCGGUGCCCGGCGGCUGGAGGGGCCGCAGACUGGAGCCCCAUGCUGAGAACAACCAUCUUCUCCUGCCAAACCACAUUUAAAGUUGCCAGCUGCCAUACAGAGAGAGAGUUUUCUUCAAAUCAUCAAGAAAACUCCUAAACAGAACUGGGAAUACCAUAUCUUUUUGGUGUUUCAAACCUACUGUUUCUGGGCUCACUGUGGGGUCGAAUAAGUACCAGAGCUUGCAAAAGGGAAGAGGAAGAAUUAUUCCCAGCAUUGUGACUUUUCCAUCAUGUCAGAACCCAUCACGCUCAAUGUUGGAGGAAAACUCUAUACCACCUCUCUGUCCACUCUGACUAGCUUUCCAGACUCCAUGCUGGGGGCCAUGUUUAGUGGGAAGAUCCCAACCAAGAAGGACAGACAAGGCAACUGCUUUAUCGACAGAGAUGGCAAAAUCUUCCGCUAUAUCCUGAACUUCUUACGAACUUCUCACUUGGACCUCCCUGAAGACUUUCAGGAAAUGGGCUUACUUCGUCGAGAGGUAGAUUUUUAUCAAAUUCAGCCACUUAUUGAGGCCUUGCAGGAGAAGGAGGUGGAGCUUUCUAAAGCAGAGAAAAAUGCCAUGCUCAACAUUAGCCUUGAUCAGAAGACCCAGACUGUUCACUUCACUGUCCGAGAAGCACCCCAGAUCUACAGCCUGUCUUCUUCCAACAUGGAAGUGUUCAGUGCUCACAUCUUCUCCACAUCAUGUCUGUUCCUGAAGCUUCUUGGUUCCAAACUCUAUUAUUGCUUCAACGGAAACCUCUCUUCAAUAUCCAGCUACCUGCAGGACCCCAACCACUUGACCUUGGAUUGGGUUGCAAGUGUGGAAGGCCUUCCCGAAGAGGAGUACACCAGGCAGAACUUAAAAAGACUCUGGGUGGUGCCAGAUAAUAAGCAAAUCAAUAGUUUCCAGGUGUUUGUGGAAGAAGUGCUAAAAAUAGCCAUGAGUGAUGGUUUCUGCAUAGAUUCUUCUCAUCCACAUACUUCAGAUUUCAUGAAUAAUAAGAUUAUUCGCCUAAUUCGAUACAAGUAGGAAUGGCUUUUAUUACGGUGCUAACAUGGAGAUAACACAGGUGAAGUGUUUCCCUUUGAAACACACUUACAGCCUAAUUCAGAAUCAUGCUUAUCUGAAUUAAGAGUCACUAACAGGGAGAUGAUUUUCCUUUAAUGUAUUUACCAAUAUGACCUUUCAGAAUAUGUCCAUAUUCUAGAUGGAAGGAAUAUUGUCUACCGCUUGAAUUAAGGAUUGGUUCUGUCUCUGCCUCCACCUCUGACCUGCUGUACAACUGUGAGGAAGAUCACUUAACUUCUGUCCUUCUUACGUUUCCCAGUUGGAAAAUGGGCAUGAUCCUUAACCUAUACCACAAGGGUGAUGUGAGGGUUCGGUAAUCAAGGUCUGGAAGGCUUUCUGGAGAUCAGAUGCAGUGAAAAAUGCCAUGGAGCUGCGGCGCAGCAGACAGCACAAGGAGCAUGUUUUUAAUGUCUUGCCAUGUCACCUGUGCAGAGCUUCCAAGAAGUUUGGUUGGAUCCACAGAGGAGCCUCCCCACAUGCAGACACUCAAUAUAACUGUAAGGGAUGGUGCAAACUGCAAAUCAGGAAGGGAUCCUGUCGGUUUGGGUUCAACAAAGGAUUUCUGUUACCAGCUGAAGCUAUCGGGGGGUGUUCUGAACCCUAUGAAGAAACCCCUGCUCUGUUCUGCUUUUAGGAAAGCCAUGUUUGAAUGAUGUGACUGGCACAGGGAACAAGCAAGGAAGCCAUAGCCUACGGUGUCCUUACAAAAUGAGAAGAUUGUGGCUGGCAGGGAAACUUUGCUUGGGAUGCUCUUAAACCUUUACAGGUUGCCUCCAAGACAACCAGUGCUUUUCUUUCUCUUACUUACACUGUUGUAUUUGUUUGGAUUACACUACUGAAAACACUUUCUGAGGUGGACAUGCUAAGGGGGCAGAGGUCCCCAAAUAUCUACGAAGCAUUUGAGCCUCUUCUGCCUGGACAUGGCCUUCUUUUGGGCGUGUCUCCCUUCCUUCCAUGGCAUGCUCUCUGGGUAGGAUGAAUUUCAUCUGAAAAGACAACAUUCCCAUCAGAUAUUCCUAUCAGGCUAUGCCUAGUAUUUUUCAUUACAAAACCAGACACUCACUUUUCCUGUCCUGGUGCACUGGGCUAUAGUUUUUAUAUUACUGCGAAAUGGUCAGAUCACUAAAUUAGCAUUUUACCCGCUUGCUUGGCUUUAGUGUCAGAUUGUGGGAAGUAAGGCCCCGGGAAACCAGAGGUGAACAACAAUGGUCAAGCUCAUUCCUUGACAAGUCUGGUCUGUGCUACAAUUAAGAUCAUAAUCCACUAGCUGCAUAUUAGGUCUACACAUCAUUUGUGCUGCAUUCAAGGUAGUUAAUUCUCAGCUAAUUAUGUUUAAAAGUAUCUUAGCUGUCUUUCCCUAACUGGAUUCUACGCGUGCAUGAGAGACCCUCUGGAACAUUCCCUAUUAUAUCUGAUGAGUUAGAAGGGAAAAUGCAAUAACCGAGUUUGGCAUUUAGAAUUUUACUGCUUCCACAGGGCUGCAAAGCUCAGUAUUGCUCAUGUUCUUGUUUCCCAAACUACCUAGUGUGUUGUUAACAUUAAGCUGACCUGUGAAGAAGCAUAAAGAAGCAUUUCAUAACUGUUUUAAAAUACAGUCAGAUAAAUAUAUUUCUACUGUCCCAAGCUGUAAUUGCAUGAACACCACCAAUCAGCAUGCUGAUGGUAAGAGUGCACAUUCUGCAGCUAUUGGCAGCCUGUUACAAACCACUUCCCCUGUCUGACUGGGUGCUAAACCAGAAUGAUAUACAUGGGACCAUGUUGUUAGGAAGCAGUGACUGGGCUUGAAGCCCUUAGAGCCAUUAAACCCGGCAAGUUUUGUGAAUUUUAAGGAUUGUAAACAUGAUUUUGUGGCUAAAUUCCAAUGUGAGUCACUAUGUUCUUCUAGUUUUGGGUGCAUAAGGAAGAACUAUUUUUUUCCUCAUCCCUGUCCUGAAUUAUAUAUAAAGCAGGAGUAAUCUGUUCCAGGCGCUGCUGCGUGAUGCUGACAACGCAAAGCAAUUCCUGUGCGAAUCUUAUUUCUGACAUGAGUUUGCCACUCAGACAUUCACAGUGAUGAUUAUGCAGUUAAUAUAAAUAUUAUCUGUAAAAUACUACACAUGAACCCUCUUUCAUAAAAUCUACGCCUUGAAAUAGAUAUGCCUUUGCUCAAUUUAUGCUGACAGAGCUUUUGGGGGCUGUUGGCAGUGUUUCUUUUUAGCCUACCCCCUUGAGAGUAGAUUUUAAAUGAUAAGCAAAAAAUUCUUGUAUGUCAGGACUGAAAUAAUAUUUAUCUGUAGUAAUUUGUAUCGUAUCAGCUUCUGUUUAUCCAAGGGAUAAGAGCAGUGGGCUUAAAUCUCAUUUGGAAGGAGGAGGAAGUCUGAUCCUUUUGAGCUCUGGAUCGGUACUGCUUCAUUCUGUUUUAGCAAAAUAAAAAUAUUCCCUGGGAGGGCUGAAUCAUUGCUGCAUUUUCUGGUGAGAGGCAAGUAAGAGCAGUCUAUAAAAGCACUAUGAAUAGUUUAAUCUAAUGCGUUUGUUCAUCCCCUUUAUUUCCCACUACCUUUUCUUUUUUUCAAACUCUUAAAAGCACUCACAAUAAAAGCAGUUAUACAGUUUCUUAGAAGUCUAAACAAGAAAUGAAGCAUGCCCCAGCCUGACCUAGACAGUGACUGGGUUAAUUCUGCUGACGUGGAAAUACGGGUUUCAGUCCCCACAGACCGAGGGGAGAACGGAACCCAGGUCUUCUCCUGGACUGCUUUAAGCUAUCUGGGAUGCAAAAUAUGGAUGACUGGAAUACACAUUUAUCUGUGCUCAGGUAACUAAAUUAGGAAAAGGUACAGCUGGCCACAAAUCUUUGUCAUGUAUUAAUACACAGAGAUGUGAAAUUUCCAUAAAGUCUAAAGACACGCAUGAAGACAGGCAUUGGGGGCAAUAGAGAAAAUUGAGACACUUCUAAAUUGCUAACCAGAGUAAACAUCUUUAAGCAUGAGAUACUAUUUAUAAUGCCACAGUAGUUGUGCGUGCUAACAGAGUAUGUGAAAUAAGCAAUAAGUGAAUCACUUGCAAUUGCAGUCAAACAUAUGUUAUACAAAUGCAGUUGCUAUUUCAGACUACAUGCUAAGCUAAAGUUAUAGCUGCUCCUUCAUUUUGCAGUCUGUGAGUUACAUUAUAAUGACUGUUGGUAGGAGUGUUUUAUCUCCAUAACAUUUGUUCACUUUUUAUCUAGAUAGAUGGCUUUUGUUUACCGUCUUUGUCUGAGCCCUAGAUGUGUAACUUGCUUUUUCAUACCAGUCAACAGCACUGGUGAUUCUUCUUCUCAAGAGUUUUCCUGAAUUAAGAAAAAAAAAAUGCACAAAACCAUGUGAAGAACAUACAAAGUACAUAUUAAGUACCGCACAACUCCAUUGUGAGUCAUGAAAUGCACUAAGCAUUUAUGAGCAGUAACAUCUGAUCACAUUUCACUGUUGAGUGGAAUAUUCACUCUGGGAACAAACUUUUUUUUUCCUCUAAGGGCCUGAACAAGGAAAGGAUCUAGUGAGGUUUUUGCCCUUGAAGUUUGAAGAUUGCUUUUGUCCACAUGUCGGUGCGUAAUGCCCAUUCUGAUUCUGCCAUAUGCCUGUCCCUCAAAAUCCACAAAAUAAGGCUAAGUCCUGCACUUUUUUUUAGAUGGCUGAAAUGCUGAGAAAGCCACUGAAUAGAGUGAUCAAUAGUGUUGCAGCAGAAAAAUACCAGAGUUAGGGCAGGUGAUAAAGUUAUUAGAUGUAGUCUAAUGGCAUUUUCAGAUACGGGCACGUGCAUAGCAUAGUGGGAUUUCUUGUAUGACAAAAAGAUUAUGAAGAAGCAUCUUAAUGGAAUCCUGAAAGAAUGACUUAUGGAUUUCUCUAUUUGUUUUCAGGCGUGAUAUCUCUUAAAUAUCUAACUAUGUCUAGUUAGAAUGAAGGGACUGAAACCAUACAUAAAUUCUAAGACUUAUUUAGUUCAUGUAGCUGUUGUUCAAGGUAAUCAGAAGUCAAUGAGAGGAGUAUUUGUUGCUGCAGGUUAUGGUAGGGAAAUAAAAGAAAUAGGUGUAGAAAGUUAGACCUGGAAGAAGUCACACGUUAAGGAGAAACCCAAGAUUUAGAAGGGAGAGAAUAAAGAAUCUUGAUGUGUUCAGAGGAAAACCCAACAAGAUCAUGGAGACAAAGAUUUUGCUUAGAUGAGUUAGAAUUGAAAUGACUCCUGGUGCUUUCCAGUUUUAAUCUCCUAUUAUGGAACUUAAAUAUUGGUCGUGCCAGGUGUUAUGCUAGUAACUUGUCAGGAGUAGAGAGCUUUGCUUCAGUUUGCAUGUGCUUUAAAUUACAAAACAUAUGCCCCACUGUAGUUACCCAUAUUUUUAACUGGGUUGCUGAAUAUAAAUUGCUGCGUGAGUUCAGUGGCAGUAAAAACCUGCAAUCGAUCAGAUUGAUUUCCACUCUAGGAAAGGUCUAUAUACAAGGCUGACUGGAGUGAUAAGUGUUGUCUUCAGCCCAUGCCACAGACUGUGGAAAAAAAAUCUAGAAUCUUCUGAUACUUCACAGAUAAAUGGAGAAGUUAUGAAGAAGAUCCUUUGGGCAGUUUAAUUUUCAGUCCACCCUUUGAAUUUAGUGUCACUGCUUAGAAUUUUAAUACGUUUUGAAAUAUUUAACUGACAUUCUGCAAUGACUCCCUCAUCCACACUCUGCUGGACACAAAUGUGCAGGGUACAAUGGUGGCCCUCCCAGUAAAAAUCUUGUAUGUAAGUUAGAACAGGCAGUCACCUAGAUAUUCUGUGCAAGAAGGGCUGGAUCAAGCAUAAAUAUGCAGAUCAUGCUGUCAGAUUCACUUGAAAAUAAUAUAAAGGGUAGUAUCGCCAUGAAUUCAGAAAAAAAAAAAGGAGCUAUAGGGGAGGGCUGUAUGGACUAAUUCCUUUUCUCUUCCUCCUCUUGCCAUUUCCCCCUCUCUUACUGUCUUGCUUCUACUCCUAACUGUAGGAUUUUCCCAUUGAUUAAAAUUCAGUCCUCAACUCACUAGAAGCCACACUUUUGAAUGAAUACUAGUUUGAACGUGUCAAAAGAUGGUUUCUGUUUCUUACCACUUUCAUGGACAGCCUGUAAGGCAAUCACAUUCAAAUACUGGUUGCAUUUCUCUGCCCAUAACUCUCUCAUGAACUGUGAUUAAUAUGUAUUAUAGGAAACAGUAAAUAAAAUGUGAAUAAAGCAGGAGAUGCUCUGUCUGACAUACAUUUCUUGACGGAAG
Molecule: messenger RNA, 6427 nt
Organism: Cuculus canorus (common cuckoo)
Lineage: Eukaryota; Metazoa; Chordata; Aves; Cuculiformes; Cuculidae
Gene: KCTD21
Product: potassium channel tetramerization domain containing 21
Exons: 5
Coding region: 377-1159 (260 amino acids)
Biological process (GO): protein homooligomerization; ubiquitin-dependent protein catabolic process
Molecular function (GO): cullin family protein binding; histone deacetylase binding
Source: RefSeq, a predicted model, not a curated record